Anopheles coluzzii is the source of this 945-nucleotide messenger RNA. RefSeq lists its product as uncharacterized. NCBI's taxonomy places the organism in Eukaryota, Metazoa, Arthropoda, Insecta, Diptera, Culicidae. Bases 1 to 945 code for a protein of 314 amino acids. The record is from RefSeq and is a predicted model, not a curated record. The transcript has a single exon.
AUGAUGCAACACAGCCCCGACCUGCAGCGCGCUUCCCUAGCAUUACCGCUCGUCCCAGAGGCGGCUGAGAUGAGACCGGCUGAUGUUAACGACGCGGCUGCAGCAGCACCUACGAUGGAGCCCACCACAGAGCGCCAAGUGGACACAUGCCACGCCAUACGACUGAAUGUACCGGAGAUGGACACCAACAACCUACCGUCGUUUUUCUGUGCUUUAGAACAUUGGUUCGCAGCAUCCGGUAUCACCGCGAAAAUGGACAACCGACGUUUCCAUAUAGCGAUGGCUCAGAUACCUCUUCGUUUGUUCUCGGAGCUACAACCGCUACUAGGAAACGUGCCUGCGACUGACCGAUACGAUUUCGUAAAAAAAACCAUCCUCGCACAUUACAGCGAAUCUCAACGCAGGCGACUACAUCGGUUAUUGUACGCGACCGAGUUAGGAGACCGCAAACCGUCCCAGCUACUUGCGGAGAUGCGUCGUGCCGCUGGCGAUACGAUUAUCGAAUCGCUCCUGGUGGACCUCUGGAUUGGGAAGCUACCUCCACACGUGCAGUCGGCCGUUAUCGCCGCACAAGGAGCAACAGCAGACAAGACCGCCGUUGCCGACGCUAUAAUGGAUUGCAUUUCACCUCUCGCCACGACCAGCGCUUGCAACACCAUGGCCGAGGUACGCACGACGACCGAUUUCGAAGCACAAAUGACGCGGAAAGUGGACGACCUUAGCCGCCAGCUCAACGAGUUCAUGCGACAGUGCCGCCAAAGCGACCGCUUCCGGACUCACCCUCGUUCACAGCCACCAACACCGUCACGUCGUGUCACUGAUGCCACCGAUGGACAGUGCUACUACCACCGCCGUUUUGGAAGAACAGCACGAUCCUGCCGACAGCCUUGCUCGUAUCCAGCCCCCGUGUCCCCGAGCUCGGGUCAACCGCCGUCAUCAGCAUGA